Sclerotinia sclerotiorum 1980 UF-70 is the source of this 1725-nucleotide messenger RNA. RefSeq lists its product as hypothetical. Gene Ontology annotation, cellular component: cytoplasm. Gene Ontology annotation, molecular function: cysteine-type deubiquitinase activity. Gene Ontology annotation, biological process: protein deubiquitination; ubiquitin-dependent protein catabolic process. Lineage: Eukaryota; Fungi; Ascomycota; Leotiomycetes; Helotiales; Sclerotiniaceae. The record is from RefSeq and is a predicted model, not a curated record. The transcript is spliced from 4 exons. Bases 1 to 1725 code for a protein of 574 amino acids.
AUGGAACGUAGAAGGAAUCUGCGGAUAGUAUUCAUCAUCGGCGAAGAAAAUGAGAAUCCAAAUCUCGGGAUCAGGAGCCAAGCCGAGGGGAUGGAAGGUAUAGAAAGAAAGGGGGAGAACGAUUCAAACAUUCUAAGAUGGAGUUUAAUAGCUACUAUAACGAGUUUAAUACUCUUAGCACUUCCUACGACGAAGGGAGUGGUGUUUUGGAUGGCGGUUGGAGCGAGUGUGGCUGGUAGUCCGGUACAAGUUGCUUUGAUGGCUUGGGGGAGUGGAUUGGUUUCUGGUCGGGGAAGUUCGACUAGUUCAAAUAUUUUUAGUGAGGAGGACUGUGGGAGGGAGAGGAAUUUUAUAUCUGCUCAGAAAGUUUUAGGGGAUGUCGAUUUGGGCAUUGAUUCCGAAGUGAGUCUGAUUAAUGUGAAGGGAAAGGGAAAAGGAGAAGAAAGAUCGGAAAUGGAAAAGCUAUAUGUGAGGAUGGGGAUGAUAGAACAGGUAGGAGCUUGUUUGGCGACGGUAGCAUGGAGUUUAGGGCUUUCGACGGGAAUUGGUGGAAAUGAAAAUGGACAUGAGGGAACAGAAGAUGGACUUGUGGACUUCGGUGAUUGGGAUUUUUGGGAGUGGAUGGGUAAGAGGGGUGGGUUUUUAUUGGCUGCUGGGUUGAUAGGAGGAAGGAAGGGUCGUGACUUGUCGAAGGAUGUGGAUACGGAUGUUGAUACUGAUUAUGAGUCACUCGUGAUUGCGAAAAGGUCGUUGCCCUUAAGUGCAAGUAUUAUCGAGGGUGUGGGUACUGAUACUGAUGAUGGGUCAUUCGUGACUGCAAAAACCUCGUUGCCACUAAGCGCAAGUAUUAUCGAGGGUAGAAAAGUCUUUACGAAACUUGAGAACAACCCUGGAGUCAUGAAUAAACUGGCAGCGAAGCUCGGUCUUUCUCCCGCUCUUAAAUUUUACGACGUAUAUUCACUUAUUGAAUCGGAAUUACUCGGACAUAUUCCUCGUCCCGUCUACGCUCUUCUUUUCAUCAUCCCAUUAACUUCUUCCUGGGAAAAAAUUCGGCUUGCAAAAGACAUGGCAAGAGAACCUUAUGAUAAAUGUGGAGCUGAUGAGCCUAUCAUUUGGUUUAAACAAAUAAUGUGCGGUGAUUGUGGUACCAUUGGUCUCUUACAUUGCCUUCUGAAUGGUCCGGCUCAAGAAUACAUCCUCCCUAACACUACAUUAUCUCAACUUUAUGAAGAAUGUAUUCCUUUAAAUCCGGAAGCGCGAGCAGAGCUAUUAUAUGACAAUGAAGCAUUGGAGGAGGCUCACCAGUCUUGUGCAGAAUUGGGCGAUACAAAACCAUCACCACUUGGAAAAGAGAAUUCAGGACUGCAUUUUGUGGCUUUUGUACAGGGAGAUGAUGGAUGGCUGUGGGAGUUGGAGGGGAAUAGAGUGGGUCCAGUUCGAAGGGGAAAAUUGGAAGAGGGUGAAGACAUUUUGAGUGAGCAUGUAUUGAAGCGGUGUAUGGGAGGACUUGUUGAGAUGGAUGGAGGUAAGGAUUAUAGGUAUAGUUGCAUUGCGCUAGCUAAGGAUCCAUCCCAGUUUGUAAGUUUGCCUCUUCAUUUUCUCGAUCGUGGUCGUUCACUUAGAGAUGAAGGGGUACCACGGCGUGGAAUCUGGGAUCCAACUUAUCGCCAUCCAAGCUGGUCCCCGCCACCGCCGGAUAAUGGGGGAAAACUCCCAGUGGAGUAG